Molecule: messenger RNA, 1600 nt
Organism: Cottoperca gobio
Lineage: Eukaryota; Metazoa; Chordata; Actinopteri; Perciformes; Bovichtidae
Gene: ankrd39
Product: ankyrin repeat domain 39
Molecular function (GO): protein binding
Source: RefSeq, a predicted model, not a curated record
CUAUCGUCCACAUUCACAAUUACAGUCUCAAAUGUUAUAUUUAUUAUCAGCAUACCACAUAAAUAAAUUGUACUUAUUGCAAUGUCGGACAUUAAAAGGGAAAAGCUAAGUCAUAUAAUCAAUUAAUAACAAAAGUGCUGAAUACGUUUUGUAGUGUAGUUUUUGGUGAUAUAUAAAUGAUCCUUUGCACCAAUGAUCAAUACACAGUCACAGCACAAAGUAACGUGUCGCAGGUUGUUUUAUACAACUGGGAAAUCAGAGAGCACCUGAAGGGGUCCUUCUGCCUGCAGCUCUGUGAUUGGUCGGAUAGGCGCGUUUGUUUUACACGUCGGGUUGUCUGGUGGUGCAAACGUGUGUAGCCCUGGAGGUUUUUUGGUUUUGGAUAACAAGAAUAACAUCGUUGUUUCUAACUAUAUCUAAUUUCUACUUUUUUUAUUCGGUUAAACUUUAAUUCACAAUUGUUCGGGCUUGUGUGUUUCAAAGCUAGGCCUGUUGGUGGUGGUAAUGCACCACAAAGUUGUCGACCAUUUUUAAAGAUAGAAGAAGAAACACGGAACUGUCAAACGGCACAAUACAAUGCAUGCAUGCAACUCAAAAACUAGUGUCCAGCUUCAGGUUUGAAUCCAUCUGGAACUGUUUUGUUUUAUAUUUGUGUUAUCCCUAUUGACACAAUGGCGUCCGAUAGACAACAUUGUUCGUGUUGCUCCCAUCCAGCCUCCUCUCCCAGUGUUCACCAGACGCUGAGUGAAAUGGAUUUUGAACGAGGUAUCUGGUCUUCUGCAAUGGAUGGGGACCUGCAGAGGGUCAAGUACUUGGUCCAAAAAGGCACAGAUUGUUGUGUAUUUUUAUCUCAGCACUAUGCAGGUUGCAGUGGUCAUCACGCCGUCUGCAAGUUUCUCCUUGAGAAUCGUGCUUGUGCAUCUCCCCAGACACCAGGCGGAGCCACGCCGCUCCAUCGAUCGGCCUACUGCGGUCAUCUGGAUGUGGUUAGACUCCUGCUGCAGCACAGAGCAGAUCCAAUGCUCUGUGACGACGACGGUGCAUCCCCAUUACAUAAGGCUGCAGAACGAGGUCAUGAAGAGGUGUGUCAGCUGCUGCUGGAGCACAGUGCUGCACUCUGCAGCCAGGUGAACAAGAGGCUCCAGCUACCCUUCCAGCUGGCACCGCAGGGAGAUCUGCAGGAGCUCUUAAAACCCCCUCAGUGACGACAGACACGCUGCAUCUGGGGCAUGCUGAACUCUAACAAAUGACAUGAGCUCAAAACAUACUAGGUGAGGCCCGCACAAGUCAGGAUGACACUCAUCUCCACCUGGAUUCACUACAUUUGGCUACAUCGUGGGGGUUGCAAACCAAACACAUGGAGAGCAGAACCGUACGAGACACAACAAGGACAAAAACAAAGUAAAUAUCAAGACAGAAGAAAAGAGUUACAACUAUAGGCUAUGGAAAUGAAUGCACAGAAAACAUUAAUUUACAUGCAGCAUGAUGACACCGUGUCUCUCACACAAAACUAUAUGUUUAACUAUAACUAUAUAUAUAACUAUAUGUUUUAUAAACACUGUUUUCUCUAACGUCAGCAAUAAAGAAUGUUUUCUUUGAA